Molecule: messenger RNA, 5450 nt
Organism: Oreochromis niloticus (Nile tilapia)
Lineage: Eukaryota; Metazoa; Chordata; Actinopteri; Cichliformes; Cichlidae
Gene: ranbp10
Product: RAN binding protein 10
Exons: 15
Coding region: 224-2077 (617 amino acids)
Molecular function (GO): protein binding
Source: RefSeq, a predicted model, not a curated record
UCUAGAGACAUUAGCAUAAAAGCGAGCGUACAGCUGAACUACAGUACCCACACGACACUGUUUCAGCCUACAGUACAUUCUGCUGCUUAUCCGGGGAUGUCACACCGCUGCUAUUUUCUCCCCUCAGUCCCUCUCACUCUCAGCCUACAGCUCCAGCGGACUGACACUGGGCUUUGGAUAGAAAGAAACGAACAAUAAGAUACAAAAACAGGAGGCCAAAAAAAUGACAGAGCUCGGAGCGGGAAGCCUGCCGCUGGGAGAUCCUGCUUUUAAUUACCAGGAGCACGAGCUUAACGAGAGGCUGAAGCGGCUUUACCCGGCUGUAAACGAGGAAGAGACCCCUUUACCCCGAUCCUGGAGCCCCAAGGAUAAAUACAGCUACAUUGGGCUGUCACAGAACAACCUACGGGUCCAUUACAAAGGUCAUGGAAAGAACCACAAAGAUGCAGCAUCAGUGCGAGCCACACACCCAAUCCCUGCUGCCUGUGGGAUCUACUACUUUGAAGUCAAGAUUGUCAGCAAAGGUCGAGAUGGAUACAUGGGCAUUGGCCUGUCUGCUCAGGGAGUCAACAUGAACAGACUGCCUGGAUGGGACAAGCACUCAUACGGUUACCAUGGAGAUGACGGACACUCCUUCUGCUCCUCCGGGACCGGCCAACCAUACGGGCCAACAUUCACCACGGGUGAUGUAAUUGGCUGCUGCGUCAACCUCAUUAACAACACUUGCUUUUACACCAAAAAUGGCAUCAGUUUAGGUGUUGCCUUCACAGACCUCCCCCCCAACCUGUACCCCACUGUGGGGCUUCAGACCCCCGGUGAGAUCGUAGACGCCAACUUUGGCCAGCAGCCAUUUGUCUUCGACAUUGAGGACUACAUGAGCGAAUGGCGGGCCAAGAUCCACGGCAUGAUCGCUCGCUUUCCCAUAGGCGAGCGGCUGGGGGAGUGGCAGGCCGUCCUACAGAAUAUGGUGUCCAGCUACUUGGUGCACCAUGGGUACUGUGCCACUGCAACAGCCUUUGCCAGAGCUACAGAGACCAUGAUACAAGAGGACCAGACAUCUAUAAAGAACAGACAGAGAAUACAGAAGCUAGUGCUGGCAGGACGGGUUGGUGAGGCCAUAGAAGCAACUCAGCAGCUUUAUCCCGGCCUGUUAGAACGCAACCCUAAUCUACUAUUCAUGUUGAAGUGUCGCCAGUUUGUGGAGAUGGUGAACGGUACAGACAGCGAGGUUCGCUGCUUGACUAUUCGCUCCCCAAAGUCCCAGGACAGUUACCCCGGCUCACCGUGCCUCAGCCCCCACCACGGAGCCAGCAACACACACUUGCACACCGGAGGUUCAGACAGCCCCACCUGUAGUAACGGGGUGACUCCCCCGAACAACUCAAAGAGCCACAGCAGCAGCGGCAGCAUCAAAUACCCCAGCGCGUCCUCCUCCGCCUCUUCCUCCUCCUCCUCCUCCCCUUCAUCCAUCAACUACUCUGAGUCCAAUUCCUCCGAUUCCACCAAGAGCCAGCCGCACAGCGCCAACAGCACCCAGGAAACCAGUGACAGUGAGAUGGAGAUCGAAGCAGAGCACUACACCAACGGCGUUGUUGAGGGCUCCUCGGCGCGGAUCAUGAACGGAACCUACAAACAUGAAGAGAUCCUUCAGCCAGACGACAACAGCAUUGGCAAUGGAGUCACAGAUGAGGUUUGUAGUCACAGCAGACAGCUUUGUGGUGGGAACCAAGCAGCCACAGAGAGGAUGAUCCAGUUUGGACGGGAGCUGCAGGCGCUCAACGAACAGCUGUGUCAGGAGUACGGCAAGAAUGCCACGCACAAGAAGAUGUUACAGGAUGCAUUCAGCCUGCUAGCGUACUCAGAUCCCUGGAACUGCCCCGUGGGCCAGCAGUUAGACCCUACGCAGAGAGAGUCACUCUGCUCUGCCCUCAACAGCGCCAUACUGGAGUCACAAAAUCUGCCUAAACAGCCUCCGCUGAUGCUAGCGCUCGGUCAGGCCACAGAGUGUGUUCAGCUCAUGGCCCGAGUCCGGUCCGGUUCCUGCUCCUUCGCCAGAGUAGACAACUUUUUGCACUAGCCCAGGUCCAGGUUAUUGUUAAGUAGCACUGAGAGAAGACAUGUCCAGCAGGUAGUUGUCAUGGCAACGGAGGAAGGAGCGUUGGUGCAUUUGGCUGUCCAUCAGACCGAGCCAGCAGCACAGGCAAGAGGGGCAGAGGAGAGAGAGAGAGAAAAGAAAGGUUCCUUUUAAUUUAGUAUUAUAAAAUAAAUAAAUGUGUGACACUAUUUAAAGAUAAUUAUUAUUCUGUUCAUCUAGCCUUUUUUUUUCUUUUGUUUUUUAGUUCUUUUGUGUCAGUUUGUUGUGCUCAUCCUGGAACAAAGAAAUUGUAAACCUCCUUCUGAUUCUUCCCUUCUGUUUUAACGGGUGGAUUUCUUCUCCCUGCUGUCAGUAUUGUUGUUCUUGUUCACCAUAUCACAGACCACAAUACCCAAAAGCUGGUUUCCACAGUCAUCCUGACGCCUGUAGGCCUUUUUUUUUUCCAAUUAGACACGGAGGAAAAAAAUAUGCACUUUGUAUCUUGAAAUACAGAAGGGUUCAACCUCGCCAGGAAAAAUGCCUCAUAGCCCCCAAAUUAUUCCAGAUAGAAAAUAAAAAUUUACUGGACAAAGCUUUCCAAGUCAUGCUCUAAUAUAUCUUUGUGAGCUAACAAUUUAUUACCCAAAGAAUAGGAGACUUCCUUAAAACUUUACCCAUGUAAAAGGGAAAAAAAACAUAAUUGAAGGUCCUCUGUAGCUGCGAACGCUGCCGGGAGAGAGGGUGAUGACAAGAGACUACAGUGGAAUAUUAGAGGUGUUGGAGCCUUGAUUUUACCGUAACAACCACAACGUCGACCAAUCAGCGAUGUGGUUGCAGGUGGCAAAGCUCGGCAAGAGCUGCACCGACAACAUCCACCUUCAGGACCAAGUCUUACACUAUUUUAAUGGCCACCUUGAUGCCAGUAUUGAGGAAAUCAGUAUCAAACUCAGCCUAACAAGCGCUGUGUGUGUGUGUGUGUGUGUGUGUGUGUGUGUGUGUGUGUGUGUGUGUGUGUGUGUAUUCAGGGCACUCCCCCUGAGAUUUAAUUACUGCUGCCCUUUUUUUUUCUUUGCCAUCCUCCACAACCUGACCUUCUGUGUGCAUGUGCUGUUGCAAACACUGUUUCAGGAAAAAAAGGAAAACCAUUUUCCGAACACAUAUGUGUAGUUUUUUAGGGAGCACUGUGUGAUCUUUCGUUUUGAUUUUAAAGAUUGUGAAAACCAGUUCUGGUUGUUGGGAAAGUUUCUCUCUUUUUGCCUUACACAGAGCCCUUUAGGUUUGUAAAACAGUCACAGAGUUCUUUUCAAUAUGUACAGUAACAUGAUGGUAAAACAGUCAUUUUACCCUUGAGGCUAGCUGCUGGCCACAAUGAGAUUUAUGUACCAGUAAAGACAGUGCUCAGGUCCGCUACUUCCUGUUUUGGUGUCAGGUUAAACCUGCCAACAGUCCUGUUUUUACAACAUUUCCCUCAUACUUAAAGCUGCAUUAUAAGGUUGCUUUGUUUGUCUGAGUAUUCUUAGUUGACUGUCUCUCAAUUACUAUCUACAUGCAGUCCACAUACUGCACAUAAUAUCAGCCAAAACAGAUUCAAGGCGUGUCUAUGCAACAGCUUCCUGCAGAGGCAGGAUUCCUGUGUUAGCUGUCGCUCCUUUAAUGCUUUACCCGUCGACAGAGACGAGAGCACCACUUUAACACACGCUUAAAGAAUAACAACCAGGAUGUGUGUGACAGGUAGAUGCAGUCAAUAUUAGUGCAGUAGUACAAACACUGCAGAUUGAAAUAGAACAUAAGGAUAAGAAGUUUCGUAGGGCAACAAGCCACGAUCUGAGGUAGACCGUGGUAGAUGUCAUACAGUGCAUGACAUCAACAAAUCUCUGGGUGUUUGAGACCAAAAUGUUUGUACUGAGUCAGAUCAGUACAAACAGAAGUACCAAAUACCGCUUCCAGACACGUCUCACUUGGCUUGAUAUUAAAAUUAAUUAAUAAGAUAUUACGACUUUAAAUUACUCAGUUUUACACGGUCAGUUCACAGUUUUCAUGACAGCUUCUGCAGCCUCAGACCUUUUUCCACAGCAGAGACUCUGGGUUAUUGUGAGAUAAACACAGAUGUAAUUUGUAAGAAAACAAAUUAAACCAUUCAGACAAGGCUCCAUUUUUGUGUAUAAUAAAAUUGAGCCAUCAUUAAAACUUGGUUCAAAAGUAACUUUUCUCAUGACAACUUAAAAUAUCUGCUUGGACGAAAAAGGCCUGUUAGGCUUCACCAAUAUCAUCAAGUAAGUUUUGGCUAGUAAAAAACUAGCUAAAGCACUAACUAGCUGUACCUCACCCAUCUUUAUUUUGUCUGCUAAGGACUUUGUUUGAAACUGCGCAGCUAAAACAAACUAAUUCACUAACUGGUGGCUGACGAGGUUGAUUCUUUUGAAUCAGCCAAUCAUUUUGCUGCUCCUCAGAAACACACUGUACAGUAACUAGCCUUUGUUUUAGCAAGACCACAUGCUACCUGGCUACACGGCCAGCUGGCUCAGCUGCUUUUAAGCUCACAUAGCCGAAUAGUACAAAACGUUAUUUCUAAAAAUGUUUCUUAAAUGUUUGCAAAAAAAAGACCAAAAAGCCACUGUGUUCCUUUCUGUAACACACAUGAGCUAACGUGUUAGCGGGCCUGGGUGAAGUUCAGUCGUCUAUGCUUUAAUGGCUCUUUUUUUGACUUCAUUUUUAUUUUACAGGAGCCACACUUGAGUUAGAAUAUAUUUGGAGGUAACGCUGAUAUUUUUUUCUUUCUUUAGUAUUUGGAAAAGCUAAAAUGGAAAUCUUGAAGGGAUUUCACAGGAACUUUUAAACAUGUGGAUUCAAAGCUUUUUGUUUUCAUCAACUCAACUUUCUCAGGUUGAUACUGUUUCCACACAACAAAGAUGGCAGCCAGUCACAAUAGAAUAAAACAUUAAUUGAGUAACUAACCCGUUAAUUACUUUCACAAUGUUAGCUCUGUAAAGUUGGCUCACGCUGCAGCAUUAUUCACUUCAUUUUUAGUUUUGUGUUUCAAAAGAGAAGACUUUAGUCCCGUGUGUCGGAAGCAUUAAGUUUAACUACCACCCCAGUCACAUGUGUCAUUAUUUGGUUUUAAUGAUAAACAUGUUUUCCUCUGUAAACAUAUGAAAUGAUUUCUUUUCUACAAAGUGGAUGAAUAUCGUAUGACUGAUGAAACGUUGUCUCUCUGUCUGCUUUGUCGUGACCUGGCGAGCGGCGUGCUGAUCCACCCUGAAGUGUGUAUUUCUAUUCAUAAGAGAUUUUCCGUCUAGGUUAUGUGGUCAAACCUUUUUAGCUGGUGUUUUGUUUUUGUUUUUCUAAACACCUUCUGCUAAUGUAGGAUUUAUUCUAA